This is a messenger RNA of Acaulospora colombiana, 1362 nucleotides long. The record is from the annotation of a GenBank genome assembly. Lineage: Eukaryota; Fungi; Glomeromycota; Glomeromycetes; Diversisporales; Acaulosporaceae.
AUGACAUCAAAGGAAGAAGAAUUGAAGAAGCGGAAGACGUACUUACAAAUUGCAGGAACAGCAUGUUCAAAUUGUCGUAAAACUAGUGCCGAAGUUGGCAUUAAUUCCCUUUUAAGGUGUACUCGUUGUCGCAUGUCUGUCUAUUGCUCAAAAGAAUGCCAAAAGAAAGACUUUUCUUUUCAUAAACAGUUUUGCGCGGCGAUCGAAGAGCUUCACCGACUUGAAGAAGCCUGGUAUUCUUGCAAUGAUAAGGAAUCGGAAUGGAGCAAGCGAAAUAUAUAUCACAUGCAAUUGUUGUCCGAGGCGCUUGAUAGGGAGCUGACUAAUUACGAGAGAAAUGCUUGGCUACACCAACCUAAAUGUCACGUCUGUUUUCGAACUUCCCGAGAUUUGCAAAAUUAUUCGCCAUUGAUUCCGUGUUCCGAGUGCAAAGUUGCAUUCUGCUGCUCCCCGGAGCAUUGGAAACAAUAUCGGCCAAAACAUCAAUCCUUGUGCCAAACAUAUCAACUGAUGGUUAAUUGCGAGAGGAUAAGGUUCGUUUCAGAUUAUAUAGAUUCUACGCCAUUAUCUUUAAUAACAAUUCGCAUUGAUAGGUAUCAAGACACUUCAGAGACUUUAUGGGCACCCGAGGAGUGGGACGAAAGCGCUAUCUAUCCUCCGUUGCCAAAGGAUUGGAAUGGAUAUUUUAAGUGGCGAAAGAAUUCUCAAUUUAUUCACCUUGAUGCAUUAUGCGGAGUGAUCACUAAUAAUCUUUCGUUACCACUUACAAUUCUAUCAGCGCUGGAAAGGUUUUAUAUACGCAGCAAAUUACGUUCCCUCGAGGAUUUAAUAAUUCACAUUAUUGGUGCUAGUCAGUAUGAGAUUUUGGCUCUCAUGACCUUUGAAGAGAUAAUGCAUGUGCUGCCAAACAUAAAAACACUUCGAAUCAUAUUCGUGGGGUUAGAGUUACCAAUGAAGAAUCCCGGAAUGACAUUACAAUGUUGCCCACGUUGUGCUAACUCAGAUCGAAAGCGUAUCUGUGCAUUUUAUCCUAUGCCAUAUCAUGAAUAUGGUUCCUCUUCGGAUUACACGAUCCCCCACAUUUCUGUCGGGUUCAACACCGGACUCUAUGAGGAUGACACUGAGCUCUGGAAACCUACAAUUGAAUUUUUGUUGGAGAAAGAGUUGCCCUGCGUGUUCACGUCCUAUUCCAAGGAAGAAGCCACUCAAGAUUUAAAAAUUCUAAAAAGCUGGGGAGCCAAAAUCCUCGUGGGAGCAAAAGAGAACAAAUGGAGAAGUACAAUGCCAUUGAUUGAACCACAGGGAACUGAUAAAUUCUAUUAUAAUAAUUUCUAUAGGACUUUGCUUCAAGGGCACGUAUAA